CCUGCUCUCAUUCCAACAUCUCUGCACAUAAUGAACACAAGGACUACUACAGGAAAGAUGACCAAAGCUUUCUCUUCAGUAGAAUGGCUUGCCCAAAGCAGCCGGAGAUCUCACAAAGAGCAGCCCAGCAAAGGGGAUCAGCGAUAUUCACCGUACCCAAGCCCAUCCCUGCCUUCCUGGAACAGUGAUGUGUCCCCUUCUUCAUGGAACAGCCAGCUGUCUCCAGUUGCAGGCAGUGCCCAAGUCUCACCGUGCCCUGGGAGUGCACAAUAUUCCUCAGACAGUGAAUCAUCUCUCUAUUCCAAUGAAGAUGAAGACUUAUUCUGUGAAAAGGACCUUAAUACCCCUUCUACCCCUGGGGACAAUGGAUUGCUACACAAGGACACAGCCACACAUGAUUACUCUGGAAUGGUUUCAGUGCCAGCAAAUACUCCCAGAACCACUUCCAAUGAAGAUGCUGCUAAGUCUGGCUACAGCACUAGCACUGACUCAGGCUAUGAAAGUGAAGCAAGUCGCUCCAGCUCUACAGCCCCUGAAGGAGAUGCCACCGUAUCCCUGAGCCCCAAUGAUACUUCAGAUGAAGAGGGCAAGUUGGGCCGAAGGUUGCGAACAGCUUUCACUAGUGAUCAGAUCUCCACUCUGGAGAAGACUUUUCAGAAACACAGAUACCUUGGGGCUUCUGAGAGACGGAAACUCGCAGCCAAACUCCAGCUUUCUGAAGUCCAGAUUAAAACCUGGUUCCAGAACCGCAGGAUGAAAUACAAACGGGAAAUCCAAGAUGGCAGGCCAGACUCAUACCACCCAGCCCAGUUCUUUGGUGUGUACGGCUAUUCACAGCAGCCCACUCCUGUAUUCCAACAUGCAGUCCAACAACCCUACCCAGGUUAUAGCCCACUAAUGGAAACCCUGCCUGGCACCAUGCCCUAUGCCAUGCACCCCCCUGCCAUGGACUCUCGGAAUCAUUUCAACUCUACACCUUUUCAAAUGUUCUACAUGCCCCAACAGCACCUUGGGCAGCCUCUGGCCUACUAAGAAGAAAGACUGUUUGAUAUUAGCCUGAGGCUAUAACAAAGGCUGGAUUUUCCAUGGACUUCUGGUUUAGAAUAUUAGCACUAAAUAAUAAUGGUGGCAAGAUAUCCACAAAAUAGCCUGUUUUUAUUGGGCAGUAUUUUCUGUAUCUAUAUUAUUUUAUUCACAUUGAAUAGUACAUUUUAUAGAUGUUUAAUUAAUUGUAAAAGAUUCUACUAAAUUAAUUUAUUAAUGUCAAAUUAUGAAUAAAUGUGGUUUAUAUUUUAAUAUCAA
Molecule: messenger RNA, 1302 nt
Organism: Xenopus tropicalis (tropical clawed frog)
Lineage: Eukaryota; Metazoa; Chordata; Amphibia; Anura; Pipidae
Gene: ventx2.2
Product: VENT homeobox 2, gene 2
Exons: 3
Coding region: 31-1032 (333 amino acids)
Biological process (GO): spinal cord motor neuron cell fate specification; regulation of transcription by RNA polymerase II; regulation of DNA-templated transcription
Cellular component (GO): nucleus
Molecular function (GO): DNA binding; DNA-binding transcription factor activity, RNA polymerase II-specific
Source: RefSeq, a predicted model, not a curated record